AUGGAAAACAAUGGGAUCAGUAAUGUCUUUACCGUUCAUAGUAAUGUCGGGUAUAUAGCCACCUUAUUGCUGAACUUAGCGCUUUUGUUACUGACGACGAACAACCCCAAGUUGGACAAUUAUGUCCUUGUGCUUACUGGGUAUCUAGUGGUGCGAACACAACAUGACGAUUGGAUGGAAGGAGACGAGCAUUUGGCAAGAUCUUCCUUAGAAAUCGACUCACGCGAACAUCGGGUCAGGGCUACGCUGAAGACAUACAAGCAUCUUCUUUACAGCUAUGUACUGUUUGGUUGUCUGCCUCUCGAGCCAUACCUGACGUCUUCUUGGACCGGGGCUGAAUACCACCGGAACUCUCGUUACCAUUUGCCAGCUCAGCAAGCGACUACCUCGACUAUGAGUGCCGCUGAGUCACUUAUUCUGCAGUUCCUGGACCAUACACAACUUAUCUUGCUGACCGUGGUACUGGCGCAAAUCAGUUGCUUGCGGAAAGCAUCCAGCAAGCUGUUUGCAAUGAAAAUAUCAAGCUUGAAAACUGUCUUGAUUCAAUAUCGAAAAGUAGAUUCGUUCAUUCCUCUUUCACCUUCGGCAUCCCUUCUCACAUCUACAAAGAUCCCUACUGCAGCUCUGGAAAAUGUACUUGACAGAAAGCUGUUUUCGAACAAUCUUUUCGCACUCAGCUUGUCUAUCGUCUUCUACGGAUAUUGA
Suillus fuscotomentosus is the source of this 705-nucleotide messenger RNA. RefSeq lists its product as uncharacterized. The coding region runs from base 1 to 705 and encodes 234 amino acids. The transcript is spliced from 8 exons. The record is from RefSeq and is a predicted model, not a curated record. NCBI's taxonomy places the organism in Eukaryota, Fungi, Basidiomycota, Agaricomycetes, Boletales, Suillaceae.